AUGGCCAGGCUCGCGGACUACUUCACAGUGGUGGGGUACGACCUCGACAAACGAGAGGGAGAGGGCCAGGGCCGGAUCCUGCAGAGGUUUCCAGAGAAGGACUGGGAGGACAGCCCCUUCCCCCAAGGCAUCGAGCUGUUCUGUCAGCCCAGUGGGUGGCAGCUGGUCCCAGAGCAACAGCCUGCCUCCUUCUUUGUGGCCGUUCUGACAGACAUCAACUCGGAGCGCAACUACUGCGCCUGCUUCACCUUCUGGGAGGCUGUGGACUUCCCACAGCUGCAGAAGUCCGAGGCAAGUGAUGAGGCUGAUGAGGUGUCCGUGUCACACACAGAACGAGUGUUUGGACCCAAGAGUCUGGUGCUGGUGUCACGACUAGACCACACUGAAGUCUUCAGAAACUGCCUGAGCCUGGUGUACACUGUUCAUGUGGAACAUCUCACGGUUCCUCUAGAGACUGUGGUGGGAAAUCUUCUCACAUGUGUGGUCCCCAUCGCCGGAGGAGCACAGCUGGGACUCGAGGAGGGAGAGGAAAGUUUGAGGACCAUCACACUGGGGGCCGGGGAUAGACAGGUGAUACAGACGCCCAUCACAGACUCUCUUCCUGUCAGCGGCAGCAGCGUGGCACAGCUUUUCAGACAGCUCGGGAUUGUGAAUGUGCUCUGCCUCUUCUGUGCCGCUCUCACCGAACACAAGAUCCUGUUUUUGUCGAGCAGUUACCAAAGACUGACAGACGCCUGCAGAGGACUAUUGGCCAUCAUGUUCCCUCUCAAAUACAGCUUCACAUACGUCCCCAUCCUUCCUGGUAAACUGCUGGAGGUCCUGAGCACGCCCACCCCCUUCAUCAUCGGAGUCAACUCUUUCUUCAAGUCCGAGACGCAGGAACUGUUGGACGUAAUCAUUGCUGACCUCGAUGGUGGGACAGUGACCAUCCCAGAGUGUGUCCACAUUUCUCCACUUCCUGAGCCACUGCUCCAGCAAACCCAAACUCUGCUGUCGAUGGUUUUGGACCCUGAGCUGGAAGUUGCUGACUACGCUUUUCCCCCGGUCUCCAAUCAACCCUCUUCACUGAGAAUACAGGACAAAGAGAUCCGUGCCGUGUUCUUGUGGCUGUUUGCACGUCUCUUUCAGGGGUACCGAUGGUGUUUACACAUAAUCCGCAUCCACCCGGAGCCCGUCAUUCGUUUCCAUAAGGCUGCCUUCUUGGGGAAGCGUGCGCUGUCAGAGGAUGACUUUCUGAUGAAGGUGCUGGAUGGAAUGGCCUUCGCUGGCUUUGUGUCAGAGAGAGGACCUCCCUACAGAACCACAGACCUGUUCGACGAUUUGAUGGCCAAUCAGGUAGAGAGGAUCUGUCAAGGAGAAGGCGACCAGCACCGGACAAUGAGCCACAUCAAGGAGCUGGCUGAACAACUCUUCAAGAAUGAGAACCCGUACCCGGCAGUGUCUAUGCACAAGCUGCAGCGGCCUUCUGAAAGUGCGCAUGCAGCUCAGAGCGCCCCCUUUCCCUUGCUGGAUGAUGUGGCAGUGCAGCUGUUCAUCGACCAUGCCGCUGCCAAACUCAAUACAGCGCCCCCUGUGGUGAAGGUGGAGGUCAAGGCCAUGGUGCCAUCCGGCCCAACGUUGGGUGAAACGGUGGACAGGAACGGUCAUGUUAUGGCCAACAGCGCUCGCCGCCUGGAGGUGGUCAGGAACUGCAUUACUUACAUCUUUGAGAACAAGAUGCUGGAGGCCAAGAAGCUAAUGCCGGCUGUCCUGCGGGCGCUGAAAGGCCGUGCGGCUCGGGUUUGCUUGACGCAGGAGCUGAACCAGCACGUGCUCCAGAACAGAGCCGUUCUAGACGACCAGCAGUUUGACUACAUUGUGAGAAUGAUGAACUGCACUCUCCAGGACUGCUCACACAUGGACGAACAUGGCAUCGCUGCUGCACUGCUACCAUUGGUCACAGCUUUCUGCAGAAAACUGGGCGCGGGCAUCACUCAAUUUGCCUACAGCUGUGUCCAGGAGCACUCAGUGUGGACAAACAUGCAGUUCUGGGAGGCCAUGUUCUACAGCGAUGUCCAAAGCCACAUCCGAGCACUUUACCUGGAGACAGCCGAGGAACAGCACAGCUAUGAUGAGGAGGAGGACAGUCGGCGGGAGCUCAGUGCUCUGGAGCUGGCCUCAGAACAGAGCCGCUUGUGGCCCACGCUCAACAAGGAACUACACAAGAACCGGCUUCUACGGAGCUCCGGGCUGGGGGAUGUGGAGAGUGUGAGCAACAGCUACGUCACAAACAGUAUUGCAGGCAGCAUGGCGGAGAGCUUUGAUACAGAGAGUGGCUUUGAGGACGCGGAGAGCUCAGACGUGGCCAACUCUGUAGUGAGAUUCAUAAACCGGUUUGUGGACAAAGUCUGUAAUGAGAGCGGAGUGACCAACGAGCACCUCAAGGCCCUUCACACCAAUGAUUCCAGGUACGUGAGGCCGCAGGUCCAGAGCUUGGUCCGGUGUGAUGUGCAGAUUGCGGUGCCUUCGGACUGA
Knipowitschia caucasica is the source of this 2514-nucleotide messenger RNA. The record is from the annotation of a GenBank genome assembly. Lineage: Eukaryota; Metazoa; Chordata; Actinopteri; Gobiiformes; Gobiidae.